CUUUUUUCAUUAUUGAAACUAUAGUGAAUGUCUUGUAUGUUGACGUGUUGAGGGGGAACUGCUCAUUAAGAUUGUGCAAUUUUAUUUCUGUUAUUUUUAUCAAAGGAACCGGAUUAAUUAAAUGACUCAAAAUCAAUGAUUCGUUCAUUCGAGAUUCAAAGAACCGAUACACUAAAAAAAAUGAUGCGAUCUUCUCACUCCUAUUGGCUUGGCGCUGAUCCGUGAGCGAUUAUCUGAGCCUGGCGAUCACGCGAUUGCUAAUGCCUGGCGUCACGUGAUCUCAAGCUCAGCCAAAAUGGCGGACGAAGAUGCGAGCAGUGAAGUUCAAAACAACGCUGUGGAAGACGGUGAAACAGACAGGACUGCGGGGGAAGGCGACACCGCGGUGGGCGAAACGGCUGGAGAAAGGAAGGAGAAAGCCGUUGAUAGCUCGUGGUCGGCGCCUAUUUUGUCGUUUGCCCGAAAAGCGUCCGAAACUAUAAGCAGCGCUGCUUUGAGGAACCCCUUAUCCGUGUCUGAGGCUCUUAACCCGGACACUUCUGACUCCAUAAAACCAGGUAUGAAGGAUCCGGUGUCUGUCGAGCGGUCCAAUCUGUUAUCCAUGAUGAAGCUCAGUAUAAAAGCUCUGAUCCAGUCCUCUCUCAGCCUGGGUCGGACGCUCGACUCCGAUUAUCCUCCUCUGCAGCAGUUCUUCGUCGUACUGGAACACUGCCUUAAACACGGACUGAAAACGAAGAAGUCGUUCAUUGGGCAGAAUAAAUCGAUCUGGGCUCCUCUGGAGCUGGUGGAGAAGCUGUGCCCCGAGUCUGCAGACCUCGCCACGAGCGUACGAGACAUGCCUGGACUCAAGACAGGACUGGGCCGAGCUCGAGCCUGGCUACAUUUGGCUCUAAUGCAGAAGAAAGUGGCGGAUUACUUGAAAGUUCUCAUAAACAGGAAAGACCUUCUGGGGGAGUUUUACGAGCCGGGAGCUUUAAUAACGGAGGAAGAAGGAGCUGUGGUUGUGGGCAUGCUGGUGGGGCUGAACGUCAUCGAUGCCAAUCUGUGUGUGAAAGGGGAAGACCUGGAUUCUCAGGUGGGUGUCAUUGAUUUCUCACUAUACCUAAAGGACCCUCAGACAACCGAGAACCCACAAGAUGACACUAAAAUGACAGCGAUUCUGGAUCAGAAGCACUACAUUGAGGAACUGAAUCGCCAUCUGAGCGGCACAGUGACGGACCUCCAGUCCAAGAUGGACUCUUUGGAGAAAACCAACUCUAAACUAAUAGAGGAGCUCUCAGCAGCUACGGACCGCAUCAAUUCUCUGCGGGAGGAGCAGCAGCAGCUUCAGCAGGAAAACGCCACCAUCCUCCAGAGCAGCCAGAGAAAAGAAGAGGUGACUCUGCAGGACAGCCAGGUAGAGCUGGAGACCUACAAGCAGACGCGGCAAGGUCUGGAUGAAAUGUAUAAUGUAGUGUGGAAGCAAUACAAGGAGGAGAAGCGCAUUCGGCAGGAGCUGCAGAAGGAGCUGGAUCUGCAGAUGGGGCUGAAGCAGGAGAUGGAAGUGGCCAUGAAGCUGCUAGAGAAGGAUAUUCAUGAGAAGCAUGACACACUGGCGGCUCUGCGACAACAACUGGACCAGGUCAAAACUCUCAACCUGCAGAUGUUUAACAAGGCGCAGGAUGCUGGCAGCAUGGUGCAGAGAAAAGAAGAGGAGGCUGAGAGACUGGAGGAGAAGAUAAAACAGAUGGAAACAGCAAUGAAACAGCUGGAACUGAGGUUACAGAACGCCGAGAACGGAAGGAAGAGCAGGGAGGAGAGUCAGAAAUCGAUGUGCUCAGAUAUGAAAGGGAAAGUGGACGCGCUGCAAAAGCGUCUCGCCGAGCUCGACACGCUGAGGGCGGGGCUGGAGGCGGAGCUAAGCAGGGAGAAGGAGCAGAGGCAAAGUUUGCAGAGAGAUCUACAGCGUGAGCAGGACAACAGCACAGAACUGCGCACACAGCUGCAACAGCUGCAAGGCCUUCAGAUGGAAAUGCUGGACCUGCGGCAGGAGAAGAAACAGCUGCAGCAGCUGUGCGAGGAGCAGGAGCAGGCACUGCAGGAGAUGGGCCUUCACCUCAGCCAGUCCAAACUGAAGAUGGAGGACUUUAAAGAGGUCAAUAAAGCAUUAAAGGGUCACGCCUGGCUGAAAGACGACGAAGCCACGCAGUGUAAGCAGUGCCUGAAGGAAUUCUCCAUCGCCCGCAGAAAACACCACUGUAGGAACUGUGGAGACAUUUACUGCAGCAGCUGUUCCAGUAACGAGCUAGCGCUGCCGUCGUACCCCAGACCGGUGCGCGUCUGCGACGUCUGUCAUUCCCUCCUGCUUCAGAGAAGCUCCAGCAGCUCCUGACGAACGUGACCAACCGCAGGCUGAGACCACGAGGCUGAUCAGAUUCAUAAAUAUGCAUCGCCGUUUUUUUUUAAGGGGCUUCUGUUUGUCUGAAACCUUUUUAGCUCGCAUGCGAUACAUUUGGAUAAUUAUAUGCAAAGUCAUUUUUGUAAUUUCUUCUACAGGGACAAUGAAAUUCUUUUUUUAAGAGGACUAAUACAAUGUAAUGCAUAAUGAUACUAAUAGUAAUAUAUACGAUUUGCUGAUUUUUCUCCAUUUAAGAGAGAAAGACUUUGACAACUUUUUCUUCUAUCGUGUGCCCUUUUAUAAGCGUGAUUAUCGGGAGAUCGUCUUUUUCUUUUCUUUUUUUAAAGUGCUUUUCUUAAAGCUGUGUUGUGUAAGAUCGAACUACUGCCUGCCCAAGUGCAAUAUUAUUACAAAUAAAUAAACUAAUUUAAACGUAAA
Silurus meridionalis is the source of this 2815-nucleotide messenger RNA. It is a transcript of the gene rufy1, whose product is annotated as RUN and FYVE domain containing 1. Gene Ontology annotation, cellular component: cytoplasm. Lineage: Eukaryota; Metazoa; Chordata; Actinopteri; Siluriformes; Siluridae. The record is from RefSeq and is a predicted model, not a curated record. The transcript is spliced from 17 exons. Gene Ontology annotation, biological process: protein transport; regulation of endocytosis. Gene Ontology annotation, molecular function: metal ion binding. The coding region runs from base 296 to 2371 and encodes 691 amino acids.